CAAUCAUAGACGCCGAGCUACAGCUCUCACGUUAUAAAUUAAACUGAAACAUGAGUUAGAGCCGAGAGAAUGAGAGAACAACUAUCGGGAAAAUCAACAUUACAUUGGACCUGCCAGUCCUUUCGUUUUUAUAUCUGUUUUCUCGUUUGUACAGGUGUUUUAUAAAAACUAAUAUGGCUACGUCCUCCAGCGCAGAACUGAGUAAGGCUGUCAAACAGCAGUACAUGGACCUCCCUCAGGGAGACAAAGUCCAAAUCAUGUAUGUCUGGAUCGAUGGAACCGGAGAGGGACUCCGCUGUAAGACCAGAACGCUGGAUUCGGAGCCCAAGUGCAUCGAAGAACUGCCUGAAUGGAACUUUGAUGGCUCUAGCACCUACCAGUCUGAGGGCUCAAACAGUGAUAUGUAUUUGAUUCCUUCUGCAAUGUUCAGAGAUCCUUUCCGCAAAGACCCCAACAAACUGGUCCUGUGUGAAGUGCUGAAGUACAACCGCAAACCUGCAGAAACCAACCUUCGUUUGACGUGUAAUAAAGUUAUGGACAUGGUUGAGAACCAGGUCCCUUGGUUUGGCAUGGAGCAAGAGUACACCAUUUUGGGCACUGAUGGACACCCAUUUGGCUGGCCCAACAACGGCUUCCCUGGCCCACAAGGUCCCUAUUACUGUGGAGUGGGAUCUGACAAGGCCUACGGUAGAGAUAUUGUGGAAGCCCACUACAGAGCCUGCCUGUAUGCUGGGGUCAUGAUCUGUGGAACCAAUGCUGAAGUCAUGCCUGCACAGUGGGAGUUCCAGGUUGGCCCUUGUGAAGGCAUCAGCAUGGGUGAUCACCUUUGGGCAGCUAGGUUCAUUCUCCACCGGGUGUGUGAGGACUUUGGUGUGGUGGCCUCAUUUGACCCCAAGCCCAUUCCUGGAAACUGGAACGGCGCUGGAUGCCACACCAAUUUCAGCACAAAAGAGAUGAGGGAAGAGGGUGGGUUGAAGGCCAUUGAGGAGUCCAUUGAAAGGCUGGGGAAGAGGCAUAGCUACCACAUCCGUGCCUAUGACCCUAAAGGGGGACUUGACAAUGCCCGUCGCCUUACCGGCCACCAUGAAACCUCCAACAUCCACGAGUUCUCUGCCGGUGUGGCCAACCGCGGUGCCAGCAUCCGCAUCCCUCGCACUGUGGGCCAGGAGAAGAAAGGCUACUUUGAGGACCGCCGCCCAUCUGCCAACUGUGACCCGUACGCCGUGACUGAGGCUAUAAUCCGCACCUGUUUGCUUAGCGAGGAAGGAGAUGAACCUGUGAACUACUAGAUCUAACUAGAGCCACACCUCUGGACUGAAUCCCCUUCGCCACCACCCUUCUCCAUUUUCUAAAUGGCUGAAAAGUCGAACUAGUACUGUAUUUGUUGUAAUUUUUCACUGAAAUUAUUCUAACCUUCUAAAUGGCUUAAAGUUGGCUGGUCAACUUAACAUGGAAUUAAAUCUGUUUAACAUAAAAACAAACAUUUAAUGAAAGAUGGUGGCUGACAGGGCAUUGUCUUCCCCUUUUGAGUUUUCUAGUGGGGAGUAUAACUGUUUUUAAAUCCCCAUUUGCUCUCGCGUUUCCUGCAGUCUGUCGAACUGAAAUAAACUAAAGCACAUGUGGACACUGACGACUAUGGCUGGGCGGCAUGUGUAAUUAUCUUAAUAAAACCUAUGGCUAGUUUGUACUUUAUGCACGUUGACCUGGAUUUUUUUUUAAAAAUCUGUACCACUUUAUUUCAAUGUCACUAUGUAGGGAGUGUUUUUAAACUUGUGUUUUGUCAACUUUCAGAUUUUACACUACUGGAUCAUGUUGUAUGGUACAUUCUUCACAUGUGUGGCUCCAAAUCCUGUCUUAUCCAUUUGUGGAGUUCCUGUGAGACUCAUGAAGGAGUUUUAUCCUUUCUCAACUGAUUUCUUGUUCUGGCACAUGAUUUGGUAAAACCUGAAUAUGCUGAACUUUGUUUUUAUUUAAACUUUAAUUUUUACCAUGA
Oncorhynchus tshawytscha (Chinook salmon) is the source of this 1993-nucleotide messenger RNA. Its product is annotated as glutamine synthetase. The transcript is spliced from 7 exons. The record is from RefSeq and is a predicted model, not a curated record. Gene Ontology annotation, cellular component: cytoplasm. Bases 174 to 1289 code for a protein of 371 amino acids. Lineage: Eukaryota; Metazoa; Chordata; Actinopteri; Salmoniformes; Salmonidae. Gene Ontology annotation, molecular function: glutamine synthetase activity.